UAUCGAUAGAAAUGGUUGGGCAGAUGAAUGUGAGGUACUUUAGGGCAUUAGUGACAGUUAUAACGGUGAUUGUGACGGUGGAAAUGAGUGGCGGCGCCACCAGCUCCUCCCCGAGCCCAUCGGAUUGUCGAAAGGAGAGAACGGUGGCAAUCAUGGCCUGCAAACCGGUUGUUUAUGGAAUGCCUCCAUCUCCUUAUUGUUGUCACCGGGUAAGAGUUACCCAUGUUGAUUGUGUAUGCCCCGAGAUUACGCCCAAGUUGGCGGCGCUUAUUGAUGUCGAGAGAUCUGUUCAGCUCAUUGAAGGUUGUGGCCGAAGAGUUCCUCACAACUACAAAUGUGGAAGUAUCAUCACUCCUUAAAGAUUGAUCAAUUUGUGCAUCAUGGAUUGAUGAGUGGAGAACUAGCUAUAGAGUGUUUCAUUUAAGAAUUUGUUGUCAUAGUAGUAAUUAAUUAGAAUUUGGGCCGGUUUGGAUUUGACACUUUUAAGAACGGAAUUAUAGAUAGACCACUUUUUAUUUUAAUAGUGCAAAUCAUUUCAAUUUGAGUGUCGUUUUCAUUUCAUUUCAUUUUCUAAAACAAAAUUAUGUAAUAUCGUAAACUAUACGGUAAAAGGAUAUUUAGUGGGUUUACCUACUAACAUAUAUAUCUUUUCUAGAAU
Molecule: messenger RNA, 658 nt
Organism: Impatiens glandulifera
Lineage: Eukaryota; Viridiplantae; Streptophyta; Magnoliopsida; Ericales; Balsaminaceae
Exons: 2
Coding region: 12-359 (115 amino acids)
Source: RefSeq, a predicted model, not a curated record